Cyclocybe aegerita is the source of this 732-nucleotide messenger RNA. The record is from the annotation of a GenBank genome assembly. Lineage: Eukaryota; Fungi; Basidiomycota; Agaricomycetes; Agaricales; Hemipholiotaceae.
AUGUUCUCCAGCCGCAACCGUGCCCCGCGCGCACGGCGCUCGCCCACGCCGUCAGGGGGACAACGCAAGGACUCCUCAGCGGGGCCGCCCUCGCGCCCAGCGUCGCCCGGAAGCCCAGGGGCGAAGCCGCUGUACCUCUGCAGCCCCUUCGCCGACGCUGCUCUGGUCAAGGGCAACUUCAAGACGAUUGUCAUGUUGCCCAAGUACGCGGACAUCAUGGAGUGGGUUGCUGUGAACAUAUUCGACUUCUACACGAACCUCAACGAGUUCUACGGUGUGAUCGCGGAGGUGUGCACGCAACAUACGUGCCCAUCGAUGUCUGCCGGUCCGGCGCUGAACUACGUCUGGACGCACCAGGGGGGCAAGCAGGCGAAUCUGCCUGCGCCGACGUACAUCGACUAUGUGAUGACCUCCAUACAGAAUCUGAUUGACGACGAGAACGUCUUCCCUACCAAGUCCAACCAGGGCUUCCACCAAUCCUUCCCCGCCACCAUCCGUACCGUCUACCGCCAGCUCCUACGCGUCUUCGCACACGUCUACCACGCGCACUAUCCCCAGAUCCUCCACCUCCGCUCCGAGCCGCACUUCAACUCCCUCUUUGCGCACUUUUUAGCGUUUGGACGCGAGUAUGAGCUCUUGGAGGUGAAAGACAUCAAGGGAGAGCCGAAUGCCCCGGUUGGGGUAGGGUUACUUUGGGAGAGGUGGAAGGAGAAGGGUAUCUUGGAGGGAUAG